CCCCUGCCAGGUUUCUGAGCUGGGAUGCUGAUUAACUCUUAGGAGUUGAAGGAAUGUAAAGGGUGGCUGUCUCCUACCCAGCACCUCUCCUGCUCCGCUGCUGGAGCCCAGCCUGGGGAAUCUGGAGUUUCUCAAGCUGAGAGAUGCAGCUGCCGCUUUCCCAUUUGCAGGUUCAACCAGUAGCAAAGCUGACUGUCCAUCCUGGAGCAGAGACACAGGCAGCACACACUUGCAGCACUCACAUAAACACAAGCACAGCCAGCCAUGUCCCCUCCUGCUCUUUGUCUGGCAGAGACAGGUCAUUCCUGCCAGCACACACUGCAUUUUCCAGGUUCACAAGUACACACACAUUCAUGGAUCCCUUGGGUACCAGCAUGGCCCCUCUCUCCUGCAAAUGUGCCUGGAUCCAAGCCCUUCUACCAGUCUCAGGGAUCCCCCUGCUCAUCAGUUUGUUAAGCCUGAUGCUUGCUAGUAAACCUGUGGCACUUUUGUUCCACAGUCCACAGUCACACAUCCCUUGGGACUUCCAGCACCAGCCCCCACCCACCUCAUACCUCGGUCUGGACCCAGGACCUCCUCCUUGCUCUUCCAGCAUGAGUUACAGGCACAGCAGGGUUGGGAAAGGUGCAGACACUCACCCUUUCCCAGUGGCCCCAGGCACUGCAGUCCUGCUUCAGCUUCUCACUUGCCUCCCUUCCAGCAGCUGUCCUUCAGAACACACACUGUUCUCUCCCUAGUGGCUGAUGACUGAGGAUCCUGCCAGCUCCAGGCACUGGCACUGGACAGACCCUUGCACUUGCCCCAGUAGCUAGCACGUCAGGCCAGGGACUCCUACACCCCUGAUCAGACCUGAGUCAUUUGAUCUGGGUCAGCUGUACACCAGCCUUCCUGAUAACUGGCAUUCCAGGCUCAAAUCUGUGAUUUGAUCCAGGGAGUGAUGGCACCUCCAGCUGUCACUCACUCCCCUGACUGACUCCACAGGGCUCCCACAGCCCCAGUAAGGCUCCAGUUUGUGGUACCAAAUGCCACUCGUGCAGGUCUCACCAGCAGCUGGCACUGAGCCUUUGCAGCACACACACAGAGUAGAGAGAGACUUAGUAAAGAUUCAGUAAGAAAGUAGGACAAACUGUGUCAAUCAGGUACAGGACUGUCAGACAAACACACUGACCAGCUGUGGUUUAAACAUGACUGGCCCCCUUUAUAGCCCUUUCUCUGCACUCCCUUUUGUGUUCCUUGCCAAUUCCAAUUAAUCAGAUAAUCUUACUGAAAAAUAAUCAUUCUCACAUGCCAGAUGUCCUUAUUAAUUGUUGUCCAGAUGUCCUUACUUAUUGUUAUGACUGACCAGAUUUGUUUCUCCUCACUGCAUCCAUUAGCAUUUGUCGGUCAGGUUUGUGAUUCUUUAUGUUCUUGUUUAUGGCUUCCUUCCUACUUUGACUUUUUGCAGUGAAAAUGUCCUUGACUGGAUACACUUAGAGGAACAGACAAUCUCCUUCCUUUCUUGCAAUGAAGACCAGUGCCAAAGGGCUUGACACACCCCUGGUGGGUAGAGGCUGGUCCUCACCCAGUUCUCUCAUUUAGGAGGGGCUGCCAUGGCUUGGAAGUGCCUGAUGAGUUUUGGGUGCACCUGGAAGGUUGCUGGCUGUGGUGUAUCCCACAGGAGAUCCGGCUUUCCCUGUCCUAGUGCCCAAGUUCAUGCAGCUCUGAAGUGGAGCAGAUGAGGGGCUGAUUCAGGUUAAAACUUGACUUCUCUUCUUCCCUGGGAUCCUGUUCUGGAAUCAGUUAUUUGGGGCUGCUGCUUUGUGAGAAUCUCUCAGGUUUAGGGGUAGAAAAAAUACACCAUGGAGCAAAAUGUUGCCAGUCCAGAGGAAGGGACAGAAGGUGGAGCAGGUGACACUGAGCAGCAAAGCUGUUCCUUCCCUGCAGCUCUGUGUGUCACAGGGAGGUGGGGUGAGGGUUGUCUUUCUGGGGCCUGAAGAGUUGUUGUUGUUGUUGUUGCAGGAAUCUGGUGCCAUGUGCUGCUGUCCCUGAGCCAGCAGGAUGGCAUUGAGCAGCACAUGGACUUUGACAGCCGCUGCACCUUGCUGGAGCUGUUUGCUGAGAUCACGUCCUCUGCAGAGCACUGCCUGUCCUUCGAGGGGAUUCACCUCCCGCAGAUCCCUGGGAAGCAGCUGUUUGUGCUGGUGAAGCGCUACCUGUGCGUGACUUCUCUGCUGGACAAGCUGAGCAGUGGCGUGGAGCAGGGAGAGGAGCAGCAGGGCUGUGCUGUGCCCAGCCCCGUCCCUGAGGAGAGGAGCCGUGUGAAGCAGGAGUUUGAGUUCAGCAUGGCCAUGGCAAACCUCAUCUCGGAGCUGGUGCACGUGAUGGGCUGGAGCCACAGGCACAAGGCAGAGCCGCUGCGCCAGCGGGCCCCGCGGCCUCGCCCUGCCCGCUCCAUCUUCCAGCACAAGACCCCGGCCAGCGCUGCUGCCGAAGCAGCCCCCGCGUCCCCAGCAAAGGAGCCCGUGACCUUCAAGACGCGCUCGGCCUUCCCGAGCCGCAGCAGCUACGUGGAGUACGUGCAGGCCACGCUGGCGAGCGGCAUGCGGGUGCGCAUGCUCGAGGACUACGAGCAGGUCAGCGCCGGCGACGAGGGCGAAUUCCGCCGCAGCAACGACGGCAUGCCCCCGGUGCAGGUGUACUGGCAAGCGCUGGGCUGUACCUACUGGGUUCACUGGCACAUGGUCGAGAUCAUCGGCCCUUCAGAACGAAAGGAGCUUGAGGGCCAGGAGAAGGUGAACAUCCUGACACGAAACCACAGACUGAGAGCAGUUCCACAGCCAUUCCUGUGCAAGCCCUUGGGGGGGCUGUACUCCCUGCCUUACCUGGGGCAGCGGCUGCCCAGGGCUGCAGACACACUGAGCCGUGCCGAGUGGUGGGAGCUGCUCUUCUUUGUGAGGAAGCUGGAAGCACAGGAGCAGAAAGAGAUCACCUGUCUCAUCCAGGAGCACCAGGGAGAGCAGGUGGAUGAAGAAGCCCUGGUGCAGCUGUCGGUGCCUGCGGAGCUGGCCCAGAAGGUGCUGCAGGUCCUGGAGAAGCGGUGCCAGGGCAGCUCUCUGCGUGACCUGCGUGGCUCCCGUGUCUACGCCAGACACUUCCUGGGGAGGGGGGCAGAGCAGGAUGGUGGAGGGAGCACCCCAGAGUCCUCAGAGGGUGACAGGAGCACAGACCCUGAAGGCACGAUGGCCAAGGCAGCGGAGGGAGACCUUUCUGCAGCCCCAGGGCCGCCCCAAGGCCGCGGUGUGGCAGUGAAGUCGGAUUCCCAGCUGUUCAGCGAGCUCUUGGAGAGGGAAGGGCUGUUCCUGCCAGAGGUGACGGAGGAGCAGAGCCAAGCGCUGGGCAGCUGCGAGGGGCUGAGCGAGAGCGGCUCGCUGGCCAAGGUUGCAGCUGUGGUGGAGGUGAUCCAGAGCAGCAGCUCGGCGGUGGGGCUGCGCUUAGCUGGGCUCAAGCACAUGCUGAAGAUGCUGGAGGAGGAGCCCAGGUCGGAGCAGCAAGUCGGCACAGCCCAGGGCGGGCUGGGCAUCGGGAGCGCUGGGGAGAAGCUGGUGCAGGUGUCAGUGGAGCUGCUGAGCACGGAGGUGUCGGAGAAGGCGCUGGUGGCGGUGACGCUGCGGCUGCUGGCCGUGCUGCUGGCCCCGAGCUACGAGUGGCGCGUGCCCUUUGCCACGGAGGGCGGCGUGCGGGCCGUGCUGGGCUGCAUGCAGCAGCACGGCUGCUCGGCCCUGGUGCAGCAGGCCGGGCUGGCGGCCCUGAAGGUGCUGGUGGGAGCUGCGGACGCUGAGCCGGGAGGCGCCGGCGGGAAGAGCUUGCCCUGGAACCACGGCGACGCGCAGAUGAUGCGGGAGAUCUUUGCCAGCAUCGGCUCUGCCUCCAGCAAGGGCUGUGCCAGCCUGCUGAGUAGCAUCCCUGCUGCCCUGAGCACCAUGCAGAGGGUCCCAGGGGGCUCCUCAGGGGUGCAGAACGGGCUGCUGGUGGUGAACAUGCUGAUGGACGGGCACCGGGGCCUGGCGGAGCAGCUGGCCAGCUGCGGUCUGCUGGCGGUGCUGCAGAGCUGCUGGAGGGCCGGGCAGAGCAGCGGCUGCCCCCAGGCAGUGCUGGCCCUCAGCGCCAUCAAUCGGCUGGCAGAGCACGGGCUGCCCCUGGGCCCGGAGGCAGCAGGCACAGAGCUCCUGCUGGACCCCAAGGGCGUGCAGAUGCUGCUGGGUGGCCUGGACGACGGCGUGCUGUCCAAGGAGGUGGUGGUGGCCCUGGAGCGGCAGCUCUGCAGCCAAGGCCCUGCUCCCUCUGGCCAGGUGGCCCAGCUGCUGCAGGACCACAGCUGCUUCAGGCUGCUGCUGCGCAGCUUGGAGCUGCUGGGGACAGAGAAGGCCGUGAGCCUGAGCAUCCUCAGGAUCCUGAACAAGUUCCUGGACAGUUACCAGGAGGAUGUGCUGCCCUGGCAUGAGUGUGUGGAGCCCUGCGUGUCCUUUCUGAUCACCCACAGCAGCAGCUGGGAGGUGCUGCAGGAGGUCGUUGGCUGCCUGCACCGCCUGGGCAGUGCCAGCAAGGACUGUGUGGUGGUGAUGUGCCACGUGGGCACCCACGAGGCUCUGUCCAAAGCCCUGGAAAAGCACAGCACGGUCCCGUCGCUGGCGCCGGCCCUGCUGCAGCUGGUGGCAGAGUGUGAGAAGUACGCCAGCCUCUACAAGAAGCUGACGAGCAGCAUCUUGGCUGGCUGCAUCCAGCUGGUCCUGGGCCAGAUUGAGGAGCACCGCCGGAGCCACCAGCCCAUCAGCAUCCCCUUCUUUGAUGUCUUCCUGCACAACCUGUGCCAAGGCUCCAGCAUGGAGGUGAAGGAGGACAAGUGCUGGGAGAAGGUGCAGGUCUCUUCCAACUCGCACCAGGCCAGCAAGCUCACGGACAGGAACCCCAGGACCUACUGGGAGUCGAACGGCAGCACCGGCUCCCACUUCAUCACUGUGCACAUGCAGUGUGGAGUGGUGAUCAGGGAGCUGAGCAUGCUGGUGGCCAGCGAGGACUCCAGCUAUAUGCCAUCGAGGGUGGUGGUGCUGGGCGGGGACAGCCCUGCCAGCAUCAGGACGGAGCUCAAUGCGGUGACCAUCCUGCCCUCGGACAGCAGAGUGAUCCUGCUGGAGAACAUGAGCCGCUUCUGGCCCGUCAUCCAGAUCCGGGUGAAGCGGUGCCAGCAGGGUGGCAUUGACACACGUGUGCGUGGCAUCGAGGUGCUGGGUCCCAAGCCCACCUUCUGGCCCAUCUUCAGGGAGCAGCUGUGCCGGCGGACGUUCCUCUCCUGCACCGCUCGGGCUCACGCCUGGAGCCAGGAGAUCUGCCGAGACCGGGGGCGGCUGCUGCAGCUCUUUGGCAGGCUGAACCGGGCGCUGCAGCACGAGCAGGGCUUUGCCAACCGCUUCCUUCCCGACGACGAGGCAGCCCGGGCUCUGGGCAGGACGUUCUGGGAGGCCCUGGUGAACCCCUUGGUGCAGAGCAUCACCAGCCCAGACCCCGAUGGUGUCAGUCCCCUGGCCUGGCUGCUGGGUGAGUACCUGGAGAGCGUGGAGCUGCCCCGCCGUGCCUCGGGACGCGGGGCUGCCUUUGGAUCCUGCGUGCGGCGCCUGACCCAGCUCCUGGUGCACGUGGAGCCCGGCGGCCCCGAGCCAGAGGAGAGCAGAGCAGCUGGUGGGAAGCAGAGGAGGAACAAGGAGGUGCCGGCCAGGACUGCAAAGGUGGUGGUGGAGAAGUCGAGAGGCCUGUGGGGAAUCUCGCAGUGCUGGCGUGGCGUGGUGCAGCAGCAGGUGCAGCGGUUCCUGGAGGCGGCGGGGCAGGCGCCGGACCUUGCGGAGCGCUACUGCCGGCUGUACCGGCGGCUGCGCGGGGCCACGGAGGAGCUCUUCGGGCAGCAGGCCGCCUUCGUGCUGGCCCUGGGCCAGGGCUUUGCGGGGGCUUUGCUGCAGCUCUCCUUCCUGACUGCCCUGCACGUGAGCGAGCAGUUUGCCCGCUACCUUGACGUGCGGAUCCAGGAGCUGCGCAGGGCUGCGGGCAGCACGGGGCCUCUGGAGCGGCUGCAGCAGUUCCUGGAGCCCUUCGUCGUCUUCAGUGGCCUGGAGUUUGCCCACACCUUUGAACACUUCUACAGGCACUACCUGGGGGACCGGCUGCUGACACAAGGGCCAUCUUGGCUGGAAGGAGGCAUCGUGGAGCAGAUCGGGCUGUGCUUCCCCAGCCGCUUUCCCCAAGAUAUGCUGAGCAACUUGGCCGAGUCGGAGGAGCUCCAGCGGCAGUUCUGCCUCUUCCAGCUGCAGGAGCAGGACAAGCGGCUGCUGGAGCUGGACACGGGCCCGGACGAGGUGCUGGGACCAGCUGCAGUGGCAGACGUGCCAGAGGUGAAGGUGCUGGCCCUGUCCCCGCGCUGCUGGCCCGUUUCCCCGCUCUGUUACAUGGAUAACCCUGGGAGGUUUUUCCCGGCAGUGCUGAGCUCCCCACUGGAUGAGUUUGCUGACUUCUGCCGGCAGAGCCAGAGCCAGCUGGGCUGGGAGUGCACGAAGCCCCGUCGGCUGCAGUGGACGUGGCUGGGCCACGCCGAGCUGCAGUUUGGAGACUGCGUCCUGCACGUGUCCACGCUGCAGAUGUACAUCCUGCUGUGCUUCAACAGCGCCCAGGAGGUGGCUGUGGAGGCCCUGCUGCAGGCUACGGGGCUCCCUGCUGACCUGGUGCACCACGCGCUGACCCCGCUGACCCACGGCCAGGGCGUGCUGGUGGGGAGCUGCACUCCAGGGGCGCUACCUGCGGACAGAGAGGGCCGAGGUGAGCGCCCUGGAGAGGAAGAGGAACGUCCUGUGCUGCCUCAUCAGCCGCGUCCUCAAGGUGGAGAAGCAGCUGCACAUCGACAACCUGGUGUUCAGGGUGAUCGAUGCCUGUCAGAAGGGCCAGCUGGGCCCAGGGGUGCGGUUCCUGAGCUUCUGCUGCCACAGCGUGGACGUGCUGUCCUGCAUCCUGCACCUGCUAAAUCAGGGCUAUCUGCGCCGCCAGGAGGGGAGGCCUCAUGUCCUGGAAUACAUCUCUGCUGAAGCCACAACGCUCCCCACUUCUCAGGUCCAGCCACAGGUUGCCUUCCAUACUGUAGAGAUCAAGACAGCAGCAAACCUGGCCUCUGCUGAAAGGAGACAGACAUUUUCCACGUUCAGGUAGACGAGGACCUGGCUGGGAGAACUCAGGUUGAAUCCAGUCUGUCUCUUCCUAAACACGUGUGAGUUUUAUUUAAAUAAAUGAGCCAAGCUCCA
Molecule: messenger RNA, 7313 nt
Organism: Passer domesticus (house sparrow)
Lineage: Eukaryota; Metazoa; Chordata; Aves; Passeriformes; Passeridae
Product: cullin-9-like
Exons: 28
Coding region: 2055-7100 (1681 amino acids)
Biological process (GO): ubiquitin-dependent protein catabolic process
Molecular function (GO): ubiquitin protein ligase binding
Source: RefSeq, a predicted model, not a curated record